AGUUAGACAAUUUGGCCGUCGUGGGGCAACGCCGAGCGCCUCGCGGUGCCUGUGCGGAAGCAUUGAAUAUAGAAAUGUCCGUGACACUUUGCUCUUCCUCCAGCGUCUACGCCGUGGUCAACUACUCCCCUCUCCGUCGCGCGCAGCGACCGCGCAGUUCCCUACGAUGCUCUUUCAUUCUCGCGGAUCCCUGGCCACCACCGCUGACGGCAGAGACGAGGUCCCCCUGCCCAACAUUGGCAGGUCCAGCGCGGAGAAGGACACGGGCGCCGUGAACACCGCUCCUGUCAAUUCAAAUGCCACCGUCCAGCCCCUCCUCCCCACCCCCGUCACCCAACCCUCCCCGUCAUUGGGCCGGCGAAGUAAAAAUAGGAAAAAUGCACGGGUGAAUGGCGGCCUUCGCGUGCAUUGGGCACAGUUCAAACGGAGGAUAGGCAACGGCACCGCGCCUUCUACGUCGGAGUCCGCCCUGGAACAUGAUGAUAGCGGAGACAGCUACCGCCAUGGGUACUUGAGGCAUCUGGAGACACAGGGGGAUACGGACGAUGAGGUGGUAGAUGAGGUGGUUGUGGACCGCGAGUGGUCGGAUGAGGUCAAGAGCUCUUCUAUGACACACUCCGAGCAUGGCGGUGCACCGGCGGAGAAAUCGAGCAACCAGCUCGGCGGCACGAACACCGACAGAGACAGUCUCGCUCUGCAAGCUACCGGUUUCUGGACGAUUCAACCCCUCCUGUUCUUGCGCUAUCGUGUGUGGCCAGUCAUUCAUGACUUUUUCAUCAAUCAUUUCGAGAAUGAGAAGGCAGAGAUGCAUUAUAUCAAGGAAAAUUGGUUCCUUCGAAAGAACCUAGCUUUCUGGUCUUCGGCGUUCCUCAUUGUCAACUGGGUCUUGGCUAUUGGAUUUCUCCAGCUCCAAAAGCCGAUCACCCUAGCAGACAAGAUCUUCUAUUAUGGGGUCUCGCCCGCUAUUACUUUCCCAGUACUGGCAUUUGUCAUGUGGGACUUCCCUCGAGACCGGGAGAUCUUCUAUCAAAUCUGGUUAUCUUUUGCAACCUGGAUGUGGGCUAUAUACCAGAUCAUCUUGAUGUAUAUUGUCGGCUAUUAUGGCUCACCGGCGCUCCUUAAUAAAGGAAACAAGGACUUUUUGACACUCUUCUACUACACGUCCGCUCUCCAAACCGUUGGAUUGUUUGGUCUUAAAUUAAACCGCAUCCCUGCUGCAACCUGCGCUUUCAUAUUUUUCAUCAUUGCUUGUUCCUUGACUCUCCCGUAUCAUCCAAGUUUUAUCCGGAAUCUGAUCAAUUUCUUGCUAUUCCAAAGUUUCUUGCUCUACAUUCAUUACACGCGGGAGAACGCAGAGCGGCGCCUGUACACGCUCCGCGAUCAGCUCAAGAUCCAAUUUAGAGCUACCCAGAAGGCACAAGUCAACGAGCGUAAAGCGGCUGACUCGAAGCGUCGGCUCACCUCUUAUGUAUUCCAUGAGGUCCGAGUUCCACUAAAUACGGCGUUGUUGGCUGUGCAGAAUAUGGAAGCGAACGGCUCGAUUGCAAGAUCGCAAGAUAUCGAGUUCAACGCGCUGGAGGGCAGCCUGAGCAUGAUGUCCAAAGUUCUGAACGAUGUGCUCGACUUCAACCGCAUGGACAGUGGGCGUUUUGAGUUUGUUCUGAAACCGUAUUCGUUCCACCAAGUCAUGCGAUCUAUGUUUGUUCCUCUGCAAUUGGCCACUGAUGCUCGCGGCCUGGAGUUUGUUACUGAACUUGACAAGAAUGUCGAUGAUGUUGCACGCAGAGCCUUAUAUGACGCUCUAGGAGAGAGCCAGGCCGUCAUCGAUAAGCGCAUACGGGAACAACCGGAUGAAGAUGGUUUCGUAGUUGGAGACGAGACGCGUCUCCGACAAAUCAUUACCAACCUCGCCAGUAACGCUUGCAAGUUCACUCCGGCCGGAGGAAAGCUCACGAUCCGGACACGGUUGAUCCUGCCGCAAAUGGAGUCACCGGAAGACAAUGCGAGUUUGGAUGACAUUGGCAGACGGCCGAGCGAAGAAAGCGGGCGUCCAAUGACCUCUCUGCCGCCUGAGUCUGCUCAGUGGGAAGGCAAGAAAUAUAAAGAAGGACAAUCUCCACCAAUUCCCCACCGGUUGUCGGCUACGCAUCUCACGCAGCAUAAUAACGUCUAUUCCAAGCCACCCUCUCUAGAAUGGAUUGUCGUGCGAAUCGAGGUGUCUGACACGGGUUACGGCAUACGGCCGAAAGACAUGGUCCAGAGCAAGCUUUUCAGCGCUUUCAACCAGACGGAGCAGGGCAGAUUGCAAGGCGGCAAAGGCACGGGACUUGGUUUGGCUCUCGUCCGCCAGAUCGUCAAGCUUACCGGCGGCAGACUGGGCGUGAAGUCCAAGGUUGGCCAAGGGUCCACCUUCUGGGUCGAAUUGCCUCUUGGAGUGGGAAUCAAAGCCAUACCGGCGCUUAUGAUGCCGGCGGAACUGCACGCUGAUGCUUUCGGCACCCCAUCGAGCGCGACCAGAACGAUGCCUCCAAGUUGUAUCACACAAGCCGAUAUAUUACCAGAUCACCCCGAGCUCCAUGCUGCGCUGCAAGCUCAGUCUCAGGGGUCUCGCUCGUCCUCUGCGCUCCAUAGUAUCAUGGAGCAAGGCGGAUUGGUCGAGAUCUCCACGAAGCGCGGCGAACGCUCUCCUGUACUCACACGAACCAUUGGCGAUCCGUCCACGGGGACUCAUGCUAUUGUCGGGGACAUCACAACGCCGACAGCUUUGGAACCGCCCCUCUUGAGCAAAGAUAGUUCGUCGGCGACUACUCGCCCGCGUUUAUCACAGCUGCUAGGACCGCAGGCAUCUUCCCUUAAUCCUCCGCCGUCGCCAGCGCCAUCAUCUGCAGCAUCGUUUACCGGAGCUGGCGCGGCAGGCUCUUCAGCCGAGCAGGAGGCUCCUCUCAAGGUCCUCGUGGUAGACGAUGACCCUCUCACGCGCCUGCUGAUGUCGCGGAUGCUCACACGCAUCGGCUGCAAGGUGGCAACUGCGGAGAACGGGGAGAUAGCGCUGGAGAUGAUUCUGGGAACCGAGCAGAACGGACAGCACGCAACGCCGUCCUCCGAAGACACCGGCAGCACUGGCCUAUCAAUAGAUGCCGAGCCGCCAUCAGGGGACGAGUAUCGGUACUCGGUGGUAUUCCUCGAUAACCAGAUGCCGGUUCUGUCUGGUUUGGACUUGGUCGGGCGAUUACGAGAGAUGGGUAGGCGUGACUUUGUCGUUGGUGUUACUGGUAACGCACUGCUCUCUGACCAGCAAGAAUACCUCGAGGCUGGGGCUGAUCACGUUCUCACGAAACCUGUGCUUGAAAAGAGCUUGCAGAGCAUGCUCGCAAUCGCGGACGAGCGACGAAAGCAACAACGAGCAUCAUCAAUCACGGAACAGCCACGACCGCCACGGCCUCCAUAGCGGCAAUUAUGGCUUCAUGGCGUCUUUCUUCUCUGAGGUUUGUUAUAUCUUGGGACUCCGGCAUGUUGUACAGUUGGUCCUCGCUAUCGCCGAACGGACCGCAUCCGCCGCAUUAAACGUACGUCAAGUCAUCUAUAACGACCAUGUAUCGAUGUAUCAUCCAUCCUCCGUAUGCACACGAAUACCCUGCUGCGUCGCCUAUAAUAUUAGCUUUCAGUCGAUACCACCCUGCCUUAGUGCUCCAAAAUAGAAUCUACGAUACCUUCUUGUUUGUGCCACAUGAUACAAGCUGAAAAUAUGCAUUCCCCGUCCUGGC
This is a messenger RNA of Laetiporus sulphureus 93-53, 3764 nucleotides long. RefSeq lists its product as uncharacterized. Gene Ontology annotation, molecular function: phosphorelay sensor kinase activity; histidine phosphotransfer kinase activity. Lineage: Eukaryota; Fungi; Basidiomycota; Agaricomycetes; Polyporales; Laetiporaceae. The transcript has 23 exons. Bases 167 to 3448 code for a protein of 1093 amino acids. The record is from RefSeq and is a predicted model, not a curated record. Gene Ontology annotation, biological process: phosphorelay signal transduction system; protein autophosphorylation.